AUGUUGACAAAUUUGAUUGCAACAGGAAUUGGCAAAGUAAGUGCAGUGCUCACAAUUGCACAUAUAUUCAGGGCAAAAUCUAACUUCAGUCAGAAGAAGAUGACCAGGGAGGAGCUAUAUAUCCCUGUUGAAAGUUCAGUUGUCACCCUACUAUUAAAAGACGAUGAGAUCCUCGGCCACGCUGCCGUCUACUCCCCGGUGCGCGCCUUUUGCAUCAUCCCCCCGCUGCUUAUCCAGUCCCAGCUGCCGGAGAGUCCCGCCGCUGGCACAAGCACCUUGCAAUCGAGAUGUGCUUCUCCGCUGGUGCUGGAGUUAUGGACAUCUUGCAAGCUUACUUGCAGGUUAGUGCAUAUGGCAUUGGGUUGGCGUUGGUGCAGGUUCAGGUUCAUUCACAACACAUUCAGGAGAUCAAUGGAGACCAUCUCUAGGUAUUUCAAGCAGGUGCUUUUUGCUGUUGGGGAGCUUAGAGGAGAGAUGAUAAAGAGACCAUCUGGGCAGACUCCACCCAAGAUUCGCGGAAGCCCAAGAUGGUAUCCAUACUCCAAGGAUUGCAUUGGAGCAAUAGAUGGUACUCAUGUCAUUGCCAGAGUUCCUAGGUAA
Messenger RNA from Triticum turgidum subsp. durum (durum wheat), 600 nucleotides. Lineage: Eukaryota; Viridiplantae; Streptophyta; Magnoliopsida; Poales; Poaceae. The record is from the annotation of a GenBank genome assembly.